Anolis carolinensis (green anole) is the source of this 1444-nucleotide messenger RNA. RefSeq lists its product as uncharacterized. The record is from RefSeq and is a predicted model, not a curated record. Bases 197 to 1444 code for a protein of 415 amino acids. Gene Ontology annotation, molecular function: zinc ion binding; nucleic acid binding. The transcript is spliced from 2 exons. Lineage: Eukaryota; Metazoa; Chordata; Lepidosauria; Squamata; Anolidae.
CUGAGGGGAAAAGCGGAAGAGAGUCAGUAAAAGCUUUUGCAGUCAUCUUGGCAAGGCGGAUUCAAUAAAGUUUUCCAUUGCGACCAGCGGUGUGAGCCUAUUUCUUGGGUCCUACACCUUCCAGGAGCGGACAUUAAGCUUUUACUGUCUUUUUUUUUCGGCUCAUCCCGUGAGGAAAGGUCUCUCCGGUGAGAGCAUGAACCCUGAUGGAGGAGAAACCAUGAAGGAAUUCCUCUUCCUGGAAGAAGAACAGGCGAACCCUCGAGGUGCAGAGGAGUUGAGAGAGGAAAGGAACCCAUCGCCCGCAUUGAGCGAAGGGGGGACAGACCCCUCGGACCCGUCGUGGAAGCCGCUGACCUCCACCCAGUUACCCGCAGGCAGGGGAGUGACGAUGGAUCUGAUGCAGCGGCAGGUAAACGAGUCCUGGAGGGCGACAGUCGAGCAACGGGAGCAGAGGAGAGGGCUGCCCGGGAGAGGCACUGAACCCCGUCCCUUUGCCGGGGAGGGUCCACAGGACUAUGUGGAUGAGAUGCCUCAGCAGGGCACAUCAGUUUUCCCCACGGGCCUGUCGGGAAGGAGCCAAAUGCCUGGGAAGGGAGAAUUUCGGGUGAAGUUCAACGGGGACCCCAAACAGCUGUCUUAUUUCAUUACAAACGUAAGACACUUCAUGGAGGAUUUUGGGGACCAAUUCCCUUCAGAAAGCGCAAAAAUCCACAUGGUGGGGGCAAACUUGAAAGAAGCAGCUGCAGACUGGCUAAUGCAGAUGUAUGAUACUGGUGCCCGGGAGCUAGCCUGUCUGGAGGAUUUCCUAAGAGCCCUCCGUGAGAGAUUCGAAGACCCUUUGGCAGAGGAGAGGGCGAAGGCCCAACUCAAAAGGAUAUACCAGGGAGGAAGGACAGUGUCAGAAUAUGCCCUGGAAUUUAAAGCCACAGCGGGGAAGAUCAGGGACUGGUCCGACACCACCAAACUGGAAUAUUUCAGGGCUGGUUUACGCUCUGAGGUGCUCGAGUGGGCUUUACACAGAGGAAAUCCAAGAGACUUGGAGGACUGGAUUUUGCUAGCGGGGCGCGUGGAGGUGGACCAACAGCAAAUCUCUCGUCGUCCAAGGGAGAGCAACAGAAUCAAACCCCCGACAGCAGCAACACGGCGCUUCUCCCCUCGUCGCGGAAGGUCGACCAGCAGGGAGAGGAGAGCAGGGAGGGGGGCCUGCUUCGCUUGCGGCCGCGAGGGACAUCGAGCGGCAGAGUGUCCGAAAGGGACAGGCGUGGAGACAAAAGGAGAGAGGCUUCACAGCCAGAAGCCGCCCCACCAGAGCUCCAAACUAGCAAAAGGGAAAGCUGCCAUGGCAACGGAAACGGCUUUAGCCCCAGGGCAGCUUCAGGCAGAAGAGAUGGAGGAAGCGGAGGACCUGGAGUUACCGGGAAACGACUGGGAUCUGUUUUGA